AUGAAAAUCCGUACGUACUCUUCAUUUAAACCUUCAUCCGACGUACAAUUUAUUAAUACAACCAUACUACUAGACUCUCGCAAACCAUUCAUCCAGACCGUAACAUUGAAAGAGAUCCACAACGCUGUUCCAAAACAUCUCCUUCAAAAACAACCACUCACAUCAACGCGCUACAUCCUCCAGGACCUAUCUACCUCAACGCUGGUAUAUUUUGUCUUGGUUGUUGAUUUCUACAUCUUUGACAAUGAUGACAGUGUCUCACAUAUUUUUAUUCAAUCAAUAGGACAUGAUCGGGUCACGGAACGUUAUACGACGGCGUUGAUAUCAUCGGGUUCAUACUUCAUUCCUACCUCUUCGUCCUACAUCUUGCAUGGUGUGUGCAUGGGUCUGCAGUGA
Molecule: messenger RNA, 396 nt
Organism: Laccaria bicolor S238N-H82
Lineage: Eukaryota; Fungi; Basidiomycota; Agaricomycetes; Agaricales; Hydnangiaceae
Gene: FAD12-4
Exons: 3
Coding region: 1-396 (131 amino acids)
Source: RefSeq, a predicted model, not a curated record